GAUUACCUUGAGAACCUCUCAAGGAUCUUGAACUAUUCAUCCAAAGAUCUAAGAGUUGCACACUUGAACAUUUGUAGCCUUCGAUAUAAGAUAGACGAAUUAAGACUCCUGCAGAGGAUAUGUGGAUUUGACAUUUUGGGAAUUUCUGAGACCCAUCUGGACUCUUCUGUUCCUGAUAACUUCUUGCAAAUAGACGGUCUCCAACUUAUCCGACGUGACAGAACUAAAUGCAAAGGAGGAGGUGUUGCCCUGUACUAUGCUGAACAUCUAAUGGCUGUACACCGUAAAGAUUUAUUAGUCAGAGAUAUUGAGGCCGUAUGGAUACAGGUGAAAUUCCCAGCCCACACUACUUUAUUCUCAGUUGUUUACCGAUCUGAACUCGAAACUCCGAACUUCUUUGAAAACUUUCACGGCGUUCUUGAGAAAGCCUGGUUGAAAACAGACAGUAUUUUCGUCCUUGGUGACUUAAACUGCUGCAUGUUGGAAGCCCAAAACAUUCCUGGCUCCACCUUAAUUACAUCUAAGACAAAGAAUUUGCUGGGGCUUUUUGAAGAUUUUAAUAUGCAAAAUGUUAUUGCUGAACCAACCCGCAUAACUUAUACCACAAAGUCACUGAUUGAUCUUAUUGUUACCACCAAGGUGGAUGUUGUGCGAUGCACAGGAGUAAUGCCACUAGGUAUAUCCGACCAUUGCCUAGUGUAUGCAACGCUUAAAUUGGGCAGCAAAAGACCACCGCCGAAGAUUAUUCGCACCUGA
Porites lobata is the source of this 756-nucleotide messenger RNA. Lineage: Eukaryota; Metazoa; Cnidaria; Anthozoa; Scleractinia; Poritidae. The record is from the annotation of a GenBank genome assembly.